UUACGGUUAUACGGCUAUGUUCACAGCGUUAUUAGGUGCAGGCGCUAACAUACAUUACGUGAACGGUUAUGGCAGGACCGCAGCAAUAGAAGCAGCUGCUAGAGGGCAUACAGAUAUUGUCACAGCGUUAUUAGGUGCGGGCGCUAACAUAGAACACGUGGACCGUGAUGGCAACACAGCAGUAAUGAAAGCAGCUGGUUGCGGUCAUACGGCUAUUGUCACAGCGUUAUUAGGUGCGGGCGCUAACAUAGAUCACGCGAACAAUUAUGGCUGGACCGCAGUAACCUCAGCAGCUGUUGAGGGUCAUACAGAUAUGGUCACAGCAUUAUUAGGUGCGGGCGCUAACAUAGAACCCGCGGAUAAUGAUGGCGACAGAGCAGUAAUGGGAGCGGCUGCUAAGGGUCAUACGGCUAUAGUCACAGCGUUAUUAGGUGCGGGCGCUAACACAGAAUACGUGUGCAAUGAUGGCGACACAGCAGUAAUAGCAGCAGCUCGUUACGGUCAUACGGCUAUUGUCACAGCGUUAUUAGGUGCAGGUGCUAACAUAGAACACGCGAACGUGAUUUGCGAAACCCCAGUAACGCUGGCAGCUUCUUUCGGUCAUACAGAAACGGUCACAGUGUUAUUAUGUGCGGGCCCUAAUUUAGAACACGCAAACCUGAAUGGCAGCACUGCAGUAAUGCAAGCAGCUGGUAACGGGCAUACGGAUACGGUCACAGCGUUAUUAGAUGCGGGCGCUAACAUAGAACACGCGGACGUGAAUGGCAUGACGGCGUUGAUGCAUGCUGCCAGUAGCGGUCAUACAUCGUGUGUCAUGAAGCUACUAGCAGCAGGAGCGAGUGCGGAGGAGAGUCGCAGUAACAAUGGCAGGACGGUGUUGGUGUGGGCUGCCGACGGCGGUCACGCAAGCAUUGUGACGGAAUUAUUGAAUAAAAUAAAGGCGUGGCAUCCUGAGGACGUGCAAACAGCGUACCAGGCGGCCGUAGAUCGCGCCCUUGAGAUCACUAUCAACGACGGCUAUAGAGAAUCC
This is a messenger RNA of Priapulus caudatus, 1030 nucleotides long. Its product is annotated as ankyrin repeat domain-containing protein 50-like. Gene Ontology annotation, molecular function: protein binding. The record is from RefSeq and is a predicted model, not a curated record. Gene Ontology annotation, cellular component: cytoplasm. NCBI's taxonomy places the organism in Eukaryota, Metazoa, Priapulida, Priapulimorpha, Priapulimorphida, Priapulidae. Gene Ontology annotation, biological process: innate immune response. The transcript has a single exon. The annotation marks the transcript as partial.